GGGACGCACGAUAGGCAGCGCGACGCCUGCGGCGAAACAGUCGACGCUCCACCGGCGUCCCGACGUUGAUAUCUCGAUUCGAGGACGGUGAUUUCGGUCUCGGGGGUUGAGUGAUGUGAUGUGGACGAUGACCUCGGGACUGAUCGUUGGGGUGGUUUUUUUCGUUGUGGUUUUCUUUGGAGAUGCGCUCUCUUUGAAAAAUGUCCUACUGACGAUCGAGCCCAAAGUGGUGCAGCGCUUCAACCAUUCCGUUCUGCGAUGCUCCUACGAUCUAGAAGGCGAUGCACUCUACUCGGUGAAGUGGUACAGAGGCCGAUACGAGUUUUACAGAUAUACUCCCAGCGAGUAUCCGAGCAUAAAGACUUUCCCGUUCAGAGGUAUAAAUAUCGAUGGAUACAACUCCAACUCGACUCAAGUGGCUCUAAGAGAUAUUGAUUUCAGUAUUUCAGGAAACUUCAGCUGUGAAGUUACUACAGAUGCUCCAUUUUCAACGGGCAGUGACACCAAAACGAUGGUAGUUGUUCAGCUACCCGAGCAUCCGCCGACAAUAAGCGUGGAGGGGGAACCCCUGGACUAUGGGGACACUUUGCGGGCCAACUGUUCCUCUUCGCCAUCCAAACCAAAGGCCACUUUGACUCUGACGUUGAAUAAUUUAACGGUAGCCAGAAGUAGUGCGUCUCCCUCCCAGAAACACCCAACGUGGAGUGACCUUCCGCUGCUGAUGGUUCUUUCAGAAGCACACUUCAGUGAUGGUCGACUAGUCCUUCAAUGUGUUUCAGAAAUAGGUGCCAUCUAUCGAGAAGUGGCAGUGCUCAAGCUAGGUAGUGUUAGAGAUCCCGUCCCAGAAAGAGUUACCUUCAACUCUUCCUAUAGUGAUUCAGCAUCACGGACAAUGCUUCAAAUAUUAUUGAUCAUUUCGAUGUUGUUAAUGUUAAGCUAGACACUUAAGAACAUGUUUAUAUGUAUAUGUUUACAAUAAGAAAAUAUGUAAUAAGUUUUUCAUUUUGUAAUUAGCUGAUUAUCGACGUUGAAAAAAAAAUGAUUAUUA
Molecule: messenger RNA, 1048 nt
Organism: Phaedon cochleariae (mustard beetle)
Lineage: Eukaryota; Metazoa; Arthropoda; Insecta; Coleoptera; Chrysomelidae
Source: the annotation of a GenBank genome assembly